AUGUCCACCCCCUUCCAUCGCCGUUCUUUCCCCGACUACUUCCUCUCAUCACCUCUAGCAACUCUCAUCUAUCCUCUCCAUCAACUCCUCAACCACCUCCGCGGUCCUCCUCACCUCCCACCCCCAAACGCCCGUCCCAUCCGCGUUGUCUGCAUCUCCGACACCCACACCCUCGAAUACCCCGACAUCCCCGACGGCGAUCUCCUCAUCCACGCCGGCGACCUCUGCAACGAUGGCAGCGCCCGCGAAAUCCAAGCCGCCGUGAACUGGCUGCGCAGUCUCCCUCACCCGCAUAAAGUCGUCAUCUGCGGCAACCACGACAGCUACUUCGACCCGCGAUCGCGUCUCCCCGAAGACCGCAGCGAUGCCUCACCUCAAAACACUUCCUCCUCCACAUACGCCACCAUCUCCUCCUCAACCGCCUCCCUCCGCUCCCUAGACGACUACCUAACCGACGACCCUCAUCCCCGCAUCGACUGGGGCGACAACGACGACAUCCACUACCUCCAACACUCCUCCAUCACCCUCACCUUCCCACCUACCACCACCACCAGCACCUCAAGCAUAUCGAGCACCACCCCCCUCCGCCCCCGCACCCUAACCAUCUACGGCGCGCCCCAAAUCCCCGCCAUCGUGCCCUUCGGCCCCGAACACGCCUUCACCUACCCCCCACACCACGACGCCUGGUCCAACACCAUCCCCCUCUCCACCGACAUCCUCGUCACCCACACACCCCCACAAUCACGCCUCGACCUCUCCCCCGUCUACUCCGCCGGCUGCCCGUUCCUCCUCUCCGAACUCUGGCGCGUGCGCCCCGCCCUGCACGUCUUCGGCCACGUGCACGCCGCGUACGGCAUCGAGCGCGUCUUCUACGAUGAGGCCCAGCGCGCGUGGGAGCGACUCUGCGCGUCGAGGAAAUCCCGCGCCCGUCUGUCGAGGUUCCGCUCCCUGUUCGGGUUCCUCCGGGAUCUGUUCGAUCUCUCGGGCUUGGUGGAUUCGGCAAGAGUGGUGAUGUAUGGUGUUUUGGGGGUGGUUUGGGCCAGGGUCUGGGGUGGGGAGAAUAGGGAUGCGGGGUGGGUGGUUAAUGCGGCUUGCAUGUAUAGAGAUUCUGGGGUGUUGAGGAAUAAGCCGCAGGUUGUGGUUUUGUAG
Messenger RNA from Aspergillus luchuensis, 1149 nucleotides. Its product is annotated as metallophosphatase domain-containing protein. Gene Ontology annotation, molecular function: hydrolase activity. Lineage: Eukaryota; Fungi; Ascomycota; Eurotiomycetes; Eurotiales; Aspergillaceae. The transcript has a single exon. The record is from RefSeq and is a predicted model, not a curated record. The coding region runs from base 1 to 1149 and encodes 382 amino acids.